GGACGCCCUGACAAAGAUGAAAGACGUGUACAUAAAGAACCCUCAGAUGGGAGACCCAGCCAGCGUCGACCCACGCCUCACAGAGAUUGGCCAAAACAUCGAAAAGCUCCAAUCUGAAGUGCAGAAAUUCGAGGGCUGGUUAGCCGAGGUGGAGGAGAGGAUGCCGUCUAAGAGUGACUCAAACCGCAGAAGUGGAUUCUUCGAGACCCAGAACAGCACAGCAGUGAGCAAUAACUGCGCGCAGAACAGAGAGAGCCCGGAUGGCAGCUACACGGAGGAGCAGAGCUCAGAAACUCACGUCAAAGCCAACAUCAACCCCACCUCCACCACUCCUGACAUUGAUGAUGAGUUCGAUGAAGACGUGCUGCCCACCAUCGGCACCUGCAAAGCCUUGUACCCGUUUGAAGGUCAUAACGAGGGCACCAUCGCCGUGGCCGAAGGCGAGCUGCUGUACGUUAUAGAAGAAGACAAAGGCGACGGCUGGACGAGAGUUCGGAGGAAUGAGGAUGAGGAGGGAUACGUCCCCACAUCUUACGUUGAGGUCUUUUUGGAAACAAAUGCCAAAGGUGCUAUGACAUACAUUUAACUCAGCUGGUUUAUGCUGUGACAGGUUUUUUUUUUGUUGUUGUUGUUCAUUUUGUUACACUUUGUAUGUUUCGACUCAUGUGCUAAAUGAGCAGGAAGGAGAUUAGAUUGAUCCUGAUCGCUCAGACGAACACACUUCCUGUCUCUGCAAAAGCAAAGGACCAAUCUGAUUUAUUUGUUGUGCCUCAGGACGGUUGUGGCCAACAGCGUGAAUGUGGCUCUGCAGCUCACAGUGUUUCAUAAUGUUUCACAAGUGUUGCUUGAGCAAAUCGAAGGCAAUUAUGUGAAAAUACGGAAGAGGAGCCUCUCACUGCAGUGCCACCUAGUGGUCACGUGUAUACGUAGUAACCACUUGGCAUCCUCAUUUCCUUUUAUAUACCGUUUAAUUAUAAAAGCUGAUGACUUUUGAACAAACGUGGUGUUUAAUGAAGGAUAGGAAGAAAAAACAUCCUGCACAUUUGCUGUUUUUCUGUUCGCACCUGUAAGGACAGCAUGCUCAGCUUACAAUCAUGCAAACACCCUUCAGAUCUGUUGUAAACGAAGGAACACUUCUUAAGAGUUAUUUUUCUAGGCUGAAAUAAAAAAAAAUGUAGACCUCC
Messenger RNA from Austrofundulus limnaeus, 1184 nucleotides. RefSeq names its product formin-binding protein 1. Gene Ontology annotation, biological process: signal transduction; endocytosis. Gene Ontology annotation, molecular function: protein binding. NCBI's taxonomy places the organism in Eukaryota, Metazoa, Chordata, Actinopteri, Cyprinodontiformes, Rivulidae. The record is from RefSeq and is a predicted model, not a curated record.